Molecule: messenger RNA, 2325 nt
Organism: Ogataea haglerorum
Lineage: Eukaryota; Fungi; Ascomycota; Pichiomycetes; Pichiales; Pichiaceae
Exons: 1
Coding region: 1-2325 (774 amino acids)
Source: RefSeq, a predicted model, not a curated record
AUGAUUGACGAGGAAACCCCUUUGAUUCAGCAGGCGCCGGAACCUUACGAUGCGCCACUCCCAGAUAUAUCCAAUGCGAGGCCAGAGAGGCGUAGACUGCGACAUCCGCGUACAAUUGGCUUGCUUUGCUUCCUGUUGCUUAUUAUGGCAACUGGUGGGUAUAAGCUGAUAAAGAGCACGGGACAGGCGUUUCUCCACGCCGCCAAAUUUGAUCUUGACAGCGUGCGGGUGGCGAAUGUGACCGAUGAUGGACUUGAGGUCAUUAUUCGGGGCGAUCUAGAGUUUGACUUCGAUCAAGUUAGUCCAUACUGUCGAACCUGGGCCCGGCUACUUAGCAGACUCAAUACAGUCCAAUUAUCACCUGACGGCCCAUUUGAUAUGAAUGUGUGCUUGAAAAAGGAGAGGUUCUGCAUUUCCAGUGUUGAGCUGGUGGCGCCAUUGACUUUGCAACUAAGACAACCUCAGACUAUCGAAGCAGUUGCUCACCUAAGGCCCACAAAGGAGAUGGCGCGGCUGAUAAAUCCAAUCAGUCGCGGGCCCCAGGAAGUGGUCUUCGGCUGCUCGCUUGUGUGCGAGAUUAAGGUUAAGGGCUGUUCGGUGGGACGACACACAGUGACUGGAGCUUUGCCGCUUGAACUGGAUGGGGGCCGUAUAAUUCGACACGUGAUGAAAGAUGCGGUUUUGGAAAACCUCGAGAUUAACGCUGAUGGCACUAGACUUACAGGUAGUAUGGCCGUGAGACUAUCAAGCGGGGGCUUGGUAGACUACACAGUGGAUGCAAUGAGCUGGGAAGUGUUCAUGGCAGGCUGCAGCAAAGUCUCUUCAGUCGCUACCAUUAACACAGGCGAGUUUGGCCUUCGUGAUCCGAUUUUGAUACCCACAAAUUUCAUCGUUCCCCCCCUGGACGAGGACCUCCUCCUGGAUUGUGGAGACGGCUCCGCGAUCAGCACAUUGCUAACAAACCUUGCGAGCAACCGCGACGUUCCGGUAAUUGUCAGGGCAAAGCCACUAAGUACGCAACCACGGUGGAUGCGCGAUAUCUUCAGCGACCUUGAAAUCCAUGCUGCGCUUGUUAUGGGCCAAAUUGAAGGACUCAGCGGAGGUAUUGAAGCUGUGGACAUUGGGUAUCUCGGGGUGCGCACGCAGGGAGAUUCGUUGCUAGUGUCGUCGGACGUUUCGAUCAAGUACAACGUCUCUGAGGGCAUGGUCGUGUCGAAAAUUGACAUACCCUUUGUUAGGGGAGAAGUCAAUUGCGGCCCCAACGUAGCGACUCUGGAGAUGAGAAACUGGCAGGCCGCGAACCUGCGCUGCAAAAAGCAGACGAUCAGCAUUUCGCUUGAGGAGGCAGCAGUGAAGCCUGAAAAUUUCAGCCUGAUCAGAGACCUAGUUCAAAAUGUCGCCACAGGCACCUCCGUCAAACUGGCGAUCAGCCCGUUGCUGGAUAUCCAGGUUGCCUCGGAGUUUAUGACCACGACGAUUACGGGGCUGAGCACGGAGAUAGACUUCGCUGUGCCUGCUGUUCCAAACGACCAGCUUUUCAAGAGUUUGGACGUGCGUCUCAACGAGCUCGUGCUGCUGGAAUCUUCUGCUAAUCACUGCGCCAUGGUGAUCAACGCGGCCGUUUCCGGCAGCCUAAACUUUGACAGCGCUAUUGAAGGACUCAAGUUCGAUCUUCAGUACAACGGAUCGACAGUUGGCCGGAUAGAGCCGGGCCCGGUGCACUUAUCGCCCGAAAAGUACAGCAACAUAAGCGCGAACCUCAUUAUGCACCUCGGCACGGAUAUCGAUAAGUCCCGGCUCGAGCGUAUGCUCGGGACGUACCUGUCUGGGUUAUAUCCGGUGAUUGAGGUUGUUGGCCGUCAGGACUCCCAAUUGGCGGACUUCGUGUCCGGGGUCCACGUCCCCAUGCGGCUACCCCAGAUUUCGCGACAAGAAAAUAUCCUGCACCCCGUGUCGCACGAGAGUAUUUUUCUUGUCGAUUCGACAAUGCAUAUUAUGUCAUCGGAAAUUGAGCUGACGGUAUACAACCCGGUGGCGAACAGCGAGGUGGUGGUCGAUCUGAUCGAGGCGCAGGCAAGCCACGAUAAGACCAUCUUGGGCUACAUCAGCAAGGAGCAAAGAAUAGUGGCGCCUCCGGGACUGUACAAGACACCCCGGAUCCCAGUGACGUACGCGACGAGCGGGAUAGGUGCCGAUAUCUUACGCAAGGCAUUAAACGGGCAGCUGGAGAUCGACACGUCGGCUGUCAUGCGCGUCCAUCUUGGCGCGUUCGCCGUCGAGCUGCUGUACUCCGGGUCCGGCACUUCGACUAAGAUCCGUCUGUAG